GCAGGGGGGCGGGGCUAGACAGGUAAAGGUGAGCUUGUCUCGCGCCUACUAUACGGGAAGGCAUUCCGACUUUUUGUUGACUCCUUUGUUAUACCAUUUUGAGCCGACUGAAUAAUCAAAAAUGGUGAAGGAAGAAAAGGAAAUAGCCAACCGGCCUGACAACACAGCCUUCACCCAGCAGAGGCUUCCUGCAUGGCAGCCCAUGCUCUCCGCUGGCAUUGUCAUCCCAGGGUUUGUCCUCAUCGGCCUGGCAUUCAUUGGCAUUGGUGUUGCUCUCUUUGUCACUUCAAGAAGCAUCACGGUUUUGGAGAUCGACUACACUGGUAUUGAAACAGAUUCACCAUGCUUCAAGUGCUCAAACCCAGAUGUCAAGAACUGUGUGUGCAACCUGGACUUCUCCAUUGACAGUCUCUUUGAGGGACCCGUGUUCUUUUAUUAUGGUUUGUCAAACUACUUCCAGAAUUACAGAAAGUAUGCUGCAUCCAGAGAUGAUAAUCAGCUGUCUGGAGACUUGGAUGCCUUUACCGCUCCCAGUGACAGCUGUUCACCCUAUGAUUAUAACAGCAACGAUAAGCCAAUUGUACCCUGUGGAGCAAUCGCAAACAGCAUGUUCAAUGACACUUUCGUGCUGUAUAGGGUCGUCAAUGGUGCAAGGAAGCUGGUGCCCUUGGAUGGAAAAGGGAUUGCUUGGUGGACAGACUACAACGUCAAGUACCGAAACCCCAGUGUGACACCUCUGAAGAAUGCAUUCAACAAUACUGUAAAACCCAUAUUUUGGCCCAAGCCCGCUUACCAGUUGGACGCCUCAGACCCUGCUAACAACGGCUUCAUCAAUCAAGAUUUCCUGGUGUGGAUGAGGAGAGCCGCCCUGCCAGAUUUCAGAAAGCUGUAUCGACGAAUCACCGGGGGGGAGUAUGAAAAGGGUCUCCCAGCUGGAAACUACUCUCUUACAAUUGCCUACAACUAUCCCGUUCAGAGCUUCGACGGGACAAAGAAGGUGGUGUUCAGCAACGUGUCCUGGAUGGGUGGAAAGAAUGAGUUCCUCGGCAUUGCCUACCUUGUUGUUGGUUCAUUGUGCGUCUUGAUGUCCAUAGUCAUGCUCAUUGUCUAUGCUAAAUUCAAGUUUCCUGAGGAAGACUGAGUGCCCCCUCUCCCUCUGAGCAUGUGUGUUUCUGCACAUGAAGAUGUAUGCUAAGGAGCAAGUCUGUUCACACUUUUUCUGAGGCAAGCCUUGACACGGGAGUUUCCCUGCGACUGCAAGACAUAAUGAUAUCCAAUAUGGUUAUGUUAUGUAUAUAUUGAUAUUAAGUUAAAAACAAUGCAAAGUCAGUAACAAUAUAUUAAAGCCAUAAACUGUUUGAUAAGCCAUAUGAUACAGACAAUAAUUUAUAAUUGAUUUUUUGAGAGCUGUGACGUUUAGCUUAGCAAUAGUGCUAUUAAUUGUGGGAAUAUUAACUCAGGUAUCUGGUGCACAGGCAUGCAAGCCCAUGUUUUAACUCUUAAUGUGGUUCUAAGAUUUUACAUCAUGUUUAUAUUUAUUUAAUAAAAUGUCUUUAAAACAAUU
Molecule: messenger RNA, 1564 nt
Organism: Trematomus bernacchii (emerald rockcod)
Lineage: Eukaryota; Metazoa; Chordata; Actinopteri; Perciformes; Nototheniidae
Gene: tmem30b
Product: transmembrane protein 30B
Exons: 8
Coding region: 122-1141 (339 amino acids)
Biological process (GO): phospholipid translocation
Cellular component (GO): plasma membrane; Golgi apparatus; endoplasmic reticulum
Source: RefSeq, a predicted model, not a curated record